Quercus robur (English oak) is the source of this 1362-nucleotide messenger RNA. RefSeq lists its product as uncharacterized. Bases 1 to 1362 code for a protein of 453 amino acids. The transcript is spliced from 4 exons. Lineage: Eukaryota; Viridiplantae; Streptophyta; Magnoliopsida; Fagales; Fagaceae. The record is from RefSeq and is a predicted model, not a curated record. Gene Ontology annotation, molecular function: protein dimerization activity.
AUGCCUGAUGAACACCCAUCCAAAUGUCCAAAAUUUCAAUCUGAAGAGAUAGAUCAUGAUCUAGGAACACGUAAACAAAUAUGUGAAUUUCCUAUCAACAAACAAGACGAAAUCCGACGAGCUUAUCUCAUAGAAGGAAAUGCCAAAUAUACAUCACCCACAAUUCAAAAGGAGAUUUUGCAUAUUCUUGCUAGUAAUGUGCGAAAUGCUAUUCGUGAAGAAAUUGGGGAUGCAAAAUUCUGCAUUCUUGUUGAUGAAGCCCGGGAUGAGUCGAAGAGAGAGCAAAUGACCAUCAUUUUGAGGUUUGUUGAUAAAGAAGGUUUCAUUAAAGAGCGUUUCUUUCAUGUUAUGCAUGUUAGAGACACUACUAUAUUGACUUUAAAGAAUAAGAUAUGUGCUGUCCUUUCUCGUUACAACCUCCACAUUGAAAAUAUUCGAGGUCAAGGAUAUGAUGGGGCUGGUAACAUGCGUGGUGAAUGGAAUGGAUUACAAGCUCUUUUUCUUAAAGAUUGCCCAUAUGCUUAUUAUGUACAUUGUAUGGCUCAUAGGUCGCAAUUAGCUCUAGUUACAGCAUCUAGAGAAGUAAAAGAUGUUCAUCAAUUCUUUAAUCAUUUGGUUAAUAUUAUCAAUAUUGUUGUUGGUUCUAGUAAGCGUAAUGAUGAAUUGCAACAUGCUCAAGCAGAACAAGUUGAGAAUAUGAUUGCUUCUAAUGAAAUUGAGACUGGAAGAGGUGCAAACCAGAUUGGUACUUUGCAACGAGCUAGAGAUACUAGGUGGGGAUCUCAUUUUCAAUCUAUUUGUAGUUUGAUUAAAAUGUUUGAUGCUGCUUGCAAAGUUAUCAACACUAUCUUUGAGGAAGGGGCUAACUAUAAACAACGCGGUGAUAUCGAGGGAGCUUAUCAGGAGCCUUUACUUGCUAGUGUUAUAUCAUUUUGUGAGCAACAUGAAAUUGAUAUUCCUGAUAUGAAUGCUCGUUACACUAAGGGUCGAGAAUAUGAACAAGAACUUUUGGAGUCUCAAUUGCAACAUUAUGAGUUUGAUGCGAUAAAACAUCCAGAUUUUCAGAAUAUGAGUACAAUUUCCGAGCUAUGUAGGGGAUUAAAAAUUUCAGGAAAGUCUAAAAUCUAUUUUUUGAUUGAUAGACUUAUUCGUCUUGUGUUGACCUUUCCAGUUUCUACAGCAACUACAGAACGAGCUUUCUCAGCUAUGAAGUUGUUAAAAACAAGACUUCGCAAUAGAAUGGAGGAUGAGCUUUUGGCAGAUAAUAUGAUAGUUUAUAUAGAGAAGGAAAUUGCAGGGAAUUUCACUAUAGCGAUGAUAAUGGAUGAAUUUUAUUCCAUGAAAAAUCGUUGUCAGGCAUGA